Messenger RNA from Nilaparvata lugens (brown planthopper), 2812 nucleotides. RefSeq names its product RNA exonuclease 1 (gene Rexo5). The coding region runs from base 188 to 2239 and encodes 683 amino acids. Gene Ontology annotation, cellular component: nucleus. The transcript has 12 exons. NCBI's taxonomy places the organism in Eukaryota, Metazoa, Arthropoda, Insecta, Hemiptera, Delphacidae. The record is from RefSeq and is a predicted model, not a curated record. Gene Ontology annotation, molecular function: exonuclease activity; nucleic acid binding.
GAUUUUAAGGUUAUGUUUAUCUAGCCUGCUAGCCAUAUUAGAAGACGAUACAGAGAAUCACAAGUAUAUUCAGAUUGUAAAUUACUAUUUGAUUUAUGGUGACUAAUUAAAUUCCACGUGUUAUUACAAGUCGUAACUCUUUCAAGGUAGGUCUACGUCUUAGAUAAAUUUUUAUUUGAGAUCAGGUAUGAGUGAAAUUCUAUCACGAAAAUCUGACAGACUUACAAGAAAGAAAAAAAAAUUGGCAGCACUUCUGGAGUUGACAGAACUGAACGACAAAGACAGAAUGCAACAGAACAAAAACCUUGGUAACGAGAAUUUGGAUGACAAUGGAGGGAAAACAAAUCCUAUCGAUUCGAAGAAGAAAGGUGAGAGAAAAGGAGUGAAAAGAGAGAUUGAUGAAGAAAGAGAAGAGGAAGUACCUGAUGAAAAACGUCAAAAAGCGGAAUGCGAAAGCGAAGCUGUUUUGGAGUCUUCAAAAUCGGAUUAUGAAGAAAAAACACAUGAAGCAAAGAUGAGUUCCAACUAUAAAAUGUCUGAGGAAGAAUAUAAGAAACUAAAAAAAGAGUUGAGGGAUAGAAAAAAAAUGUUGAAGGUCACUCCAAGGAUUUUAUUGAAUGAAGCGGGUAACAAUGCGGCUGUUGGUUUUGUCUGUUGCAUUCCCUUGUUUAUAAGCGAUAUUCAGCAUUUCAUAAUGUAUUCUCAGCUUGGCCACAAUGCACCAGCUAAAGCAAGAUGGUGUGACAUUGAAAAGUUCAACAGGAUUUCACACACCGUUAUACUGAUCAUUGAAGGACUGUCAGCUUACGAUGUGGUGUCCAACGAAUCCUCAUGUCCUAACUUCGCCGAUUUGAAUUUCAAAGUUCAAUUUCUGUCGCCAUUCAACUAUGACGGUUUUUUGAUCGAGGAAUUGACUGCAGUUCCCCUCACUAGGUCACAAAUGGUUCAUCUUCAAAAAACGUUUUCUGUGAAAGGCGUGAAUAACAAGAAUCAGAAAUUUCGUGUGCUGCGAUCUCUUUUUCCCAUCGAAAAGAAAGAGAGCAAUAAUACAAUUUCCGACAAGGAGACUGGAAACAAUAAUCUUGAAAAUACUGAAGCUUCUUCCAAUGAUGAUCAGUUCUCCAGAGUAGAUUUGCUUUUGUCCGCUUGGCAGAUGGUGGAAGAAGGUUAUCCUGUUCCUUUGAGUGGAAAUUUGCAAAAUAGAUAUGCAGAUUUUGUGAUGACAAAGGAUGAAUACACAUAUGUGAAACCCAACUCGCCUAUGUGGGCUGUAGACUGCGAGAUGUGUAUGACAUCAACCAAGCAAAAUGAAUUAACUAGGAUAUCAAUUGUCGAUGAAAAUUUCAAGACAGUCUACGAUACUCUGGUGAAGCCACACAACAAAAUCAUCAAUUACCUGACGAAAUAUUCGGGAAUCACAAAAGAAAUGAUGAAAAAUGUUACAAAAACCCUUGAAGAUGUUCAGGAAGACCUGAGAAAGUUGUUACCUAGUGAUGUGAUUCUAGUUGGACAGUCACUGCAGUUUGAUUUAAUAGCAAUGAAGAUGAUGCACCCCUAUGUGAUAGACACGAGCGUCAUUUUCAACAUGUCAGGCUUGAGAGCAAGGAAAACGAAGCUGUCCGUGUUGAGUUUGAUGUUUCUAAACGAGGAAAUUCAGGCCGGUCACGGACACGACUCAAUCGAGGACAGUUCUACUGCUCUCAAAUUGGUCAAACUCAAACUUCAAAACAGUAUUGAGUUUGGUGAUGCAGUACUCAGUGGCCCAUUAACAUUUGACAAAAAACAUGUUCUUAAACAAAAUAAUAAUAAAGAAAGGAACAAGGAGAAAGUUCAAGAAGAGAUACAGUUUACAAGUCUCUUCGGUUACGUAACAAGGCCUGAGGGUAAAUAUGCGUCAGUCAUCGCAAAAGAGAGCAUCCUCAGCACCUAUGAACCGUACAUCAAGGCUGCGGCAGUCGACGAGAAGGACUUGAGAGUGGAAGGUGUCGCCAUCGAAUCCAACAUGGCCGCCAUUGAGAAGACCUGUUCACAGGCGGCCACUCAGUCGUUUGUCACCGCACACUUGAAGCUCAACGACAACGAAUCUGUACACGAUGUUAAUCGGUGGUGUGGAGAUAUCUACAAAUCGCUAGAAUACAAUUCACUUUUCGCCGUCAUGUUGGCAGGCACAGAAGGCAGUGACGCUCGUGGUGCUUUCAUGUUCACUGUUAAACAGAGUCCAUUGCAUUUGGCUAGGUGAAGUAGUAUCGAUGAACUCAUUGUGUGGCCUUGCUAUCCAGUGAAUUGAACGCUGUGCAAAAAAAUGAAUAUUGGUGGUUCUCAUGGAAGCUAGCUAGCAUACACUGACUGCUGGGUGGAAAUAGAAUGCUAUUGGUUCUAAUGGGCAGAAAGAGAAUUACAAAUGUGUAAACUGUCCCAUAAGUACCAUUAGUUAUCUCUCUUCGCCCAGCAGAGUACAAUUUCAUCGGAAAGUAACAUUGUACUCCAUUAAAAUGUGAACGAAAUAAUUUUUUUUAUUUUCUUAAAUCUUAUUAUCAUUACAAAUCUCGUCUGAUUAAAAAUAAAUGAAAAGUUCUCAAUAACAAUAUUACUUCCAUGCGGAGAAACCCAGUAAGCUGAAUAAAAUGUUAUCUUAUAUUUUAUAGUCACAUGUUACCCAUUAGAACAUGUUACCAAAUUGUUGCCCUAGGGCAACCAACGUUCCCCAUGGAGAGUUUUAUGGUAGUCCCUAUAAGUAUUUUUUUUUCGGUUUCUGAAUUCUUAGAAGUUUUAUAUUUUGUUUAAUUUUAGUAAGCUAUACAAAUAAAUAUAC